Messenger RNA from Haemonchus placei, 8016 nucleotides. NCBI's taxonomy places the organism in Eukaryota, Metazoa, Nematoda, Chromadorea, Rhabditida, Trichostrongylidae. The record is from the annotation of a GenBank genome assembly.
UCCAUAACCGAUAAAUACGAGGCUGGAGCUCACACGUUUGCGGAACAUCUAAAGAAUGUCUCCGAAAGAAUCACGCACUACCAAAACUUCUUCAAGGAAUUCGUCAAAUACACAGCCCGAGCGAAUCAGAGCAGCAAGAGUAUGCAGAAAGCUCUCGAACUCACUUUGGGCAUUCCGCAACGUGUACAUGACCUAGUCUACACUAAUAAUAUCCUACAGUAUCCCGGAGAUACCAACAAACUUGGACGACUCAUUCGACAUGACUCGUUUGAAGUCGCGGAAGGUGACGAGAGUGAGAAGCCUCGCUAUGUCUUCCUUUUCAAGAACAAAUUGAUGAUCACUGAAAAGAAUGAUUCUACUGAACCAACCACUUAUACUCAUUUGGCCACUAUCAGGCUUGAUAAAUACACAGUUUCUACACAUGUACUUCACGAAGACACGAUUCUUCUCAAACCAAACGAGCCAGGAUUGCCUAGUUUCAGUUUGAAACCUAAAGACACAGCGAGAUCUGAAUACGUGCGGAAAGCCUGGGUUAAGGAUAUCACCGAAGAACAGGAAACAUACGCUGCUGAACGUGAAACAACGGAGACGAUAUCCGAAUACGACAUGCAUCUCAGUGAUAUGCGUUCCGAAUUCAGCGAAUAUUCAGGCUCACGUAGAAGCAGUACUCAUGCUACUGGUCCGGAAGAAGGUGGCCCACCAAGGAAAAAGGUGAAGUCGCCUCCGGCUAUUUCACCUACCGGUUCAUCUACCAGUAUAUACUCUGGUGGAAGCAGCAGUAUAGAUUGGACCACAACUGGUACCACACUGGAAAUGCAAGGUACCCGUGUCACACGAACACAGUAUGGAUUCCGUACAUUACAAGAGUCAUCUGCUAAAAUGUGCCUUAAAGUAACAGGAUAUCCAUUGCCUGAAAUCACCUGGUACAAAGAUGAUGUACAAUUACAUGAAGAUGAACGGCACACGUUCUAUGCAGAUGAAGACGGCUUCUUUGCCCUAACAAUCGAUCCAGUCCAGGUAGAAGACACGGGUCGAUACACAUGCAUGGCCACAAAUGAAUAUGGUCAAGCGUCCACAUCAGCGUUCUUCCGAGUAUUGAAGGUCGAAAAAGAGGCUGCACCUCCAAGAUUUGUUAAUACACUCAAAGAUCGCGAAUGUAAGGAAGGUGAUGUGAUCAACUUCGAAUGCGAGGUCGAAGGUUGGCCGGAACCCGAACUCGUAUGGCUUGUUGAUGAUCAGCCUCUUCGGCCGUCACAUGAUUUCAAGAUCGAAUAUGAUGGCAUGAAUGCAAAACUUGAAAUUAGAGACGCUCAACCAGACGAUACCGGAGUGUACUGUGUUAAAAUCCAAAACGAAUAUGGAACAGAUGAGAGCAAAGCAAAAUUAGUUGUGGUACCUGACCCAGACAAAAACCAUGUCGCACCGGAGUUCCAGGCCGUAAUCGAAGACGUGGAAUGCAACGAAGGCGAUGAAGUUCGCUUUAAAUCCGUCAUCACUGGAGAUCCAAAUCCGGAAAUUACUUGGAUGAUUAAUGGAAUACCGCUUAGUGAAUCGGAAAAGGUCCGAUUCAUUUCCGAAGAUGGUAUCUGUAUUCUCAUAAUUAAAGAUGUAACACGACAUUUUGAUGGAACCGUCACAUGCCAGGGAUCAAAUCGACUCGGAACGACCAGCUGUGAUGGACGUCUUAAAGUACGAGUACCACCAGCACCUCCAUCAUUUGCAAAACCGUUGGAGGAUCGAAUUGUACAGGAAAACGCCGUGGUCUCAUUUGACGUCGAUGUUCUCGGUUAUCCAGACCCUACCGUUACAUUCUAUUUGAAAGGAAAAGAGCUGAAACACGGCAUGGAUGGUGUAGAUAUCGCUGGCGCAGAUGGUUAUUACAAGGUGAUCAUCUCCGGCUGCACAGUGGAUGCACACGAUGGUGAAAUUAUCUGCCGAGCAGUGAACGAGCACGGUACUGCUGAAAGUCGAGCUCGUCUAACCGUCGAACCAAUGGAAGAAGAAUCAAGAAGUGCUCCAACAUUUAUCAAAGACAUCGAGGAUCAGCACGGUACUGCUGAAAGUCGAGCUCGUCUAACCGUCGAACCAAUGGAAGAAGAAUCAAGAAGUGCUCCGACGUUUAUCAAAGACAUCGAGGAUCAGACCGUCAAGUACGGUGUGCACGCGGUCUUUGAGACCACAGUUCGAGGUAGUCCAAAUCCUGAAGUAACGUGGUUUAUUAACGGUCAAAAGAUGGACAAGGACACUCCUGGAGUGAAAAUCGAGUUCGUCAACCAUGAUCAUAAGCUUACAAUCGAUUCAGCACAAUACGCUGGAACGGUAUUAUGCAGGGCUGAAAACAUCGUUGGCCGAUUCGAGACGAAAGCUCGUCUGACAGUCAUUCCUCAGGAGAAACCAAAGAAAGCGCCACGAUUCACUGAAUUGCUCAGUGAUAUAACGGAAGUCGAAGGCAACACAGUUGUGUUCGAGGCAAGACUUGAAGCUGAGCCUAAGCCUGAAAUCAAAUGGUUCCGGAAGGAUGUCGAGAUUACCGGCUCAGAGAACAUUGUCAUCCGCGACUUCGACGGAUCCGUGAAACUUGAGCUACGAGGGAUCAAACUAGAAGAUGCCGGAGAGAUCCGUUGUCAAGCGACAAAUUCCGAAGGUUCAGCAAUUUCCACCGCACAACUUGGAGUGAAUCGUAAACCGUUCCCACCCUCGUUCGAUAAACAACCUAAGAGCAUAACGGUCGAAAGAGGGUCCGAGGCGAGGUUCGAGGCACAUGCAGAUGCUACUCCUGCUGCAACUUAUCAAUGGUCAAUAGAUGGGAGAAAGGUAAUGGUAUUUACUUUGUACAACUCAGAUCUGCCAAAAUCGACAUCUGUAAAAGACACUCAAUCUAGUAAGAUCCGCGAGAGUACAGAGGGAUGUCGUGUCGAGAUGGUCGACGGUACGUCAGUGCUGAUCGUGGAUACGAAUAUACAUUCAGUCUCGUCAACCAUCUCUGUAGUCGCCGAGAACAGUCUCGGAGCGGACGAGACCGGCGCUCGACUCACAGUUGAGGAGAAGAAGGUAUCUGAACAGAAGGUAGAAGUGUCUGGAAGCAAGACCUCUACCGAAACUAUCCAAGAAGGCAAAAUCGAGAUCUCACAGAUUGAAAUGGCUCCAUCGAAACCAACCGUGACAGAGGAAACGAUGAAGGAGGAAUAUCAUCAGGAAUUAAACAUCACUACCGAGCCAACUGCUCAGGUUAUCACAACCGAGCAGGUCUCUGAACAAAUGCAAGCGGCUACAGAAACCACUGGCACCGAAGUGCUGGAGUCGCUUGGAGGAAAAGUCGAGGAGGACGUCAAACAGGAGGCGCCGCAGACAGUCGAUGUUAAACCAACAACAAUCGAGAUGCCGAAAAUCAUGCGGGAUCUUAAAGACCAGACAGUUGUAAAGGGCGAGCAGUGCCACUUCGAAGUCGUCAUUGAACAUGCCACAGACACUCGGUGGUACCAUAACGGCAACGAAUUGAAGAUGACGACCGAAGGGGUUAAAAUCACUGAGGAGACCAAAUAUGUAUAUAAAUUAACGAUCGAUUCUUCGAUGUAUCCAACGGGUACGAUCUCCGUGAAGGCAACGAACGAAACAGGCUCAGUAGAGACGAAGUGUGAAAUGAAAGUUGUCGAAAAACCAGAACUGACAGAAAAGCUAAAGGACGUGGAAGCGACAUUAGGCGAACCAAUUAAAGUGGAUAUAGCCGCUAAAGGCAGUCCACAAUUCAAAUGGAUGAUAAAUGGACUGACACUUGAGGAUGGCAAAAAUGGCGUUCAUAUUGUCACUGAAGGCGACAAAUCUUCUCUGACAAUCGACAAAGCCGAACCCUCCCACACCGGAAAACUCAUGGUGAUCACCGUCAACGAGGCUGGUAUGGAGGAGUCAUCAUCGCAGAUUACAGUAUCUCCCAAAUCUACAGCUCCUCAAAUUUUGGAAGGGCCCAAGAAUGUCACCAUCAAGGAGUCGGAAUCUGUGGAGUUCAAGGCCAAAAUCACCGGCUAUCCCGAACCGACUGUCAAAUGGCUUAUCAACGACAAAGUGGUUGAAGAGAGCAAGACCGUAAAAGUGUGCCGAUACGAAAGCGAGUACUCGCUCCAGCUAACCGAAACCACUACCAGUUCCAGCGGUACGGUCAAGGUUACAGCGGAGAAUACAGUUGGCAGCGAUUCAAGCACAGCUGAACUGAAAGUGGAGCCAUCGUUGGCGGCACCAACUUUCAAGAGCCAGUUCACUUCGCAAACCGUAAAGGAGAACGAGCAGUUACAGCUUUCUGUUACCCUUGACAACCCUGAACCAAGUACAACAGUGAAAUGGUUCGUCGAAGGAAAGGAAAUGGAGUCAUCGCCAGAUGUCAAGGUAAGCGAUGAUGGAAACGGCACUUAUCACCUAACCAUUGAACAUAUCCGAGAAGAUCAAGCAGGAGCUGUAGUUGUAAGAGCCGUCAAUCCUGUAGGAGCAUGUGAAUGCUCAGGAAAGAUAGUCGUGGAGAAGGGAACACGCAAACCCGAAUUCACGAAAGUACCACAGAAUCACGACGUCUACAUCGAUGAAGACAGUGUGAAGUUCAGCGCUAUUGUGGUCGGGACACCUACACCCAAGAUCACUUGGUAUCUUAACGACAAGAAAAUUGAGAGCAGCGAAGAAAUCAAGGUCAAAUUCGAAGAGGAAACCGGAAAGACAUCAAUUCGUAUCUACAAACCCCAAAUUGCUCAAAGUGGUACAGUCCGAGUUGUUGCUGAAAAUAGUGAAGGAAGUGCAGAGGCUAAGGCAACCUUGAAGAUCAAUGAGCANCCCAAGUUCACCAGCAACAUGGACGAUCGUCAAGUCAAAGAAGGAGACACCGUAAAAUACACGUCAACUGUAGAAGGCUAUCCGGAACCGACGGUCGAAUGGCUGCUGAAUGGCGAGCCUAUCACCAAAUACCCGAACGUCACUGUAACCGAUGAUGCCGGCAAACACACCAUCGAGAUCAAGGAAAUCACCCCAGAACAAUCCGGUGAAUUGUCCUGCCAGGCCUCGAACACCAGCGGCACGAAGAAACAAAAUGUGCAGCUGAAUGUAAAGCGAGUAGGUGAAGCACCUACUUUCUCGAAAAACAUCGAAGAUCGCCUUGUCACCGAGGGUGAGGUAACCAUAAUGGAGGCAAAACUGAACGAGGUAAAACCGAAACCGACAGUAACAUGGUUACGAGACGGCAAAGAAUUCAGCAGUGACGACCACUUCGUACUGACCCAUGCCGAUGAUGGCACGCUUCAGCUUAAGAUUAUCUCGACAGCUAUGGAGGACAAGUGCAGAAUUACUAUUAAAGCCGAAAACUAUUUUGGAACUGCUGAAUGCUCCGCUUCAUUGGGUGUGGUGAAGAAGCGUCCCAUGGCGAAACCAGCAUUCCAAAGCGAUAUCGCUCCGAUCAAUCUGACAGAGGGAGAUUCGCUACAGACCAAACUUCUCAUUACCGGCGAUCCAACACCAUUCGUUAAAUGGUAUAUUAACAACCAGUUGGUUUGUGAAACCGAAGACACUGAAAUCAAGAACGUAGAUGGAGUGUAUUCACUUACAAUUCAUGGAGUUACGGCUGACAUGACCGGAAAAAUCAAAUGUGUCGCUUACAAUAAGAUGGGUGAAGUAUCAACAGAAGGACCACUGAAAGUUGUGGCACCGAUUCCCGUCGAAUUCGAAACAUCGCUAUGUGAUGCGACAUGCCGAGAAGGCGAUACGCUCAAGCUAAAGGCGGUUCUUCUCGGAGAGCCCACUCCAGUCGUUUCUUGGUAUGUCAAUGGCAAAAAAUUGGAAGAAUCCCAGAAUAUCAAGAUUCACUCUGAAAAAGGUACCUACACUGUCACCAUCAAGGACAUCACUUGUGACUACAGCGGAAAGGUUGUCUGCGAAGCCGUCAACGAGUACGGCAAAGCGUCCAGCGAGGCAAUGUUAUUGGUAUUGCCUCGUGGAGAACCGCCAGACUUCCUCGAAUGGCUAAGUAAUGUACGAGCCCGAAAAGAGACCAAAGUAGUGCAUAAGGUUGUCUUCACUGGCGACCCCAAACCAACACUAACAUGGUACAUCAACAACAAGGAAGUGACAAACUCAAGCGAGAUUUCCAUCGUCACUGAUGACAAAACUUCUACGCUCACCAUUAACAGCUUCAAUCCUGAUAUUCACGUUGGAGAAAUCAUCUGCAAGGCGGAAAACGAUGCCGGUGAGGUGUCGUGUACGGCGAACAUGGUCACCUAUACCAGCGAGAUGUUCAGUGAGAGCGAAUCCGAAGCACAAGCCGAAGAUGUGAUCGCUGACGAUAUGACGCUAACCGAUGAUGAAUCCCUUCGUGAAGAAUUGAUGCGAACACCUACACCAGUAAUGGCACCGAAGUUCAUCACGAAAAUCAAGGACUCCAGAGCAAAACGUGGUCACGAGGCCAUUUUCGAAUGUGUUGUACCGGAUACCAAAGGCGUAUGCUGUAAAUGGCUGAAAGAUGGCAAAGAAAUUGAACUUAUUGCUCGAAUUCGAGUCCAAACACGAACUAUCGAAGGACACGUCGCUCAUGAAUUAAUCAUUGAUGAUGUACGACCAGAAGACGCAGGCAAAUAUACCGUAAUUAUUGAGAACACUGCAGGUCAAGACCGAUGUGAAGCAACAUUGACAGUUGUUGAAACUCUCGAUAAAGUGCCAGAUCGUGCACCUGAGUUCAUCGUUCAACUAAAAGAUAAAUCUACAAUGACAAACGAGAAAGUUACUUUCGAAUGUAAAGUUGUCGGUGAACCAAAACCAAAUGUCAUUUGGUACCACGAAAAUAAAGUUCUUGAAGAACACGCUAGGGAAGUGUUUAUCGAAAGCGAGGAUGGCGUCGAGCGACUAGUCAUCACUUCCACUCAAGUAAAGCAUGAAGGUAAAUACAGCUGCGUUGCUGAAAAUGUUGCUGGAACAAGUCGUACUGAGGCCAUGCUGAAGGUGGAAGAAUACCCUGGAAGAUUCGAUCCACACUUUAAUUGUCGUGUGUUGCAUCCUCAAACUAACUGCAUUACAGCACUCGCACCAACAUUCACAAAAUGGCUCACGGAUCAAUCGAUAUCGAUCGGUGAACAAUUAAUUCUUUUCUGUGCGGUGAAAGGUAUUCCUCAACCUUCCGUGGAAUUCUACCGUGAAAACGUUAGAAUGCUAUCCUCGAAUCGGAUCUCUGUCGAACAUGAUAUAACAAAAACGUAUUGGAGAAUGUUGCUCAAGGAGACGUGUAGGAACGAUUUUGGAAUGUAUCGAGCUGUAGCGAAAAACACUGUCGGGGCAGCGAUUUCUACUGCUAAAGUUUCACAAAAAGUUACACCACCAAUAUUUGAGCAAGGUCUGAGAAGCUUAACGAUCACGGAGAAGGAAGAAAUUCGAAUGGAGGUGAAGAUAAUUGGCGCAGAGCCUCAAGUCUCAUGGUUUAGAGACGGACAGUUAAUACAGCAAGACGAGAUACACGAGAUUCGUCACGACGUUUCAUCUAGCACCUAUUCUCUGAUCAUAAGAGAAUCUCGAAGCUCACAUUCAGGAAAGUACACGGUGGAAGCGACAAACAUGGCAGGAACAGCCAAGAGCUCAGCUGAAGUACAAGUGAUUCAGAUUAAGGAAAUGCCUUCUCUGAUCAAGGGACUUGUGCACACUGAAGUGAAGGAAAGUGAAACAGCGACCAUGUCGGUAAUCGUUAAAGGAGUUCCAGUCCCAGAAAUCACAUGGAAGAAAGACGGUCAACCAGUUAACAUUGAUGGUUUACACAUCACUUCAACUAGGAUAUCCGAAUCCGAAUACUCACUCACCAUACAUUCCACCACCCUUCACGACGUUGGCUUGUACACGUGCGAAGCUAAAAAUAUAAUGGGAUCAGUCAUAACCUCAGCAACUUUAGCUGUCAUCCAAGAACAUGAAGCACCAACGUUUACUAGGACACUUGAAGCAGUACAAAUCAAGGAAAGCGAAACGCUUGAUUUGUCUGUGACCGUCACUGGUUCACCACAACCCACAGUU